Gorilla gorilla gorilla (western lowland gorilla) is the source of this 4709-nucleotide messenger RNA. RefSeq names its product myozenin 3 (gene MYOZ3). The transcript has 6 exons. Gene Ontology annotation, cellular component: Z disc; actin cytoskeleton. Gene Ontology annotation, molecular function: actin binding; FATZ binding; telethonin binding. Lineage: Eukaryota; Metazoa; Chordata; Mammalia; Primates; Hominidae. Bases 216 to 1388 code for a protein of 390 amino acids. The record is from RefSeq and is a predicted model, not a curated record.
AGAAGAAGAAAGGCAGGAGAGAAGAAAGGAAGGAAGAAAAGGAUAAGUCAAGCAAAGAUAUUGAGGAGCAAUUCAUUCAUCCAUCUGUCUAUCUAUCCAUCCAUUCCUUCCUCCGACAAACAUCUACUGAGUUCCUAUCAAGCACCAUUCUUGGACUAAGGAUAUAACAGUUAACAAGCGGAAGCUACCAGCAGCUGACCCUCAACAUUUCCAGGAUGAUCCCCAAGGAGCAGAAGGGGCCAGUGAUGGCUGCCAUGGGGGACCUCACUGAACCAGUCCCUACGCUGGACCUGGGCAAGAAGCUGAGCGUGCCCCAGGACCUGAUGAUGGAGGAGCUGUCACUACGCAACAACAGAGGGUCCCUCCUCUUCCAGAAGAGGCAGCGCCGUGUGCAGAAGUUCACUUUCGAGUUAGCAGCCAGCCAGCAGGCGAUGCUGGCCGGCAGCGCCAGGAGGAAGGUGACUGGAACAGCGGAGUCGGGGACGGUUGCCAAUGCCAAUGGCCCUGAGGGACCGAACUACCGCUCGGAGCCCCACAUCUUCCCGGCCUCACCCGGGGCCUCACUCGGGGGUCCCGAGGGCGCCCACCCUGCAGCCGCCCCUGCUGGGUGCGUCCCCAGCCCCAGUGCCCUGGCGCCAGGUGAGUGGCCUCCUCGGGUCCCGGGACCAGGGCUGGGGGGCCUGAAGCAUGGGUGUGCUCCCCAUGGGGCAGGAAGAGCACCCAGAAGGCUAGUCCGCCCCCUUCCCCAACACACACGCGCACGCGCGCACGCGCGCACUCCCCUCGCCAGACCACGAGCCGGAGGGGCGCCGCGCCCCAGGUCACACAGCGAGUCAGCCAAGGCCAAGACCAACCCGCGCUGCGAACUCGUGGCUUCCUCACUGCAGUCCUCCGUGUUUCCUGGGAUGGGGAGGGGUCUCCUGUGCUGGAGCAACUGUGGCAUCCCAUUCCCGCACUCCUCUCCCCUAACUCCGAUCUUCCCUCCUCCAACCGCGUCCGCGGAAUGGGGGUGGGGCGAGGUGGGGUUGGGGGCUGAGGGUGGAAGAACGGAGGCGCCCCCCUUCCCCCCCCCCGCCCCUAGGCUAUGCGGAGCCGCUGAAGGGCGUCCCGCCAGAGAAGUUCAACCACACCGCCAUCCCCAAGGGCUACCGCUGCCCCUGGCAGGAGUUCGUCAGCUACCGGGACUACCAGAGCGAUGGCCGAAGUCACACCCCCAGCCCCAACGACUACCGAAAUUUCAACAAGACCCCGGUGCCAUUUGGAGGACCCCUCGUGGGGGGCACUUUUCCCAGGCCAGGCACCCCCUUCAUCCCGGAGCCCCUCAGUGGCUUGGAACUCCUCCGUCUCAGACCCAGCUUCAACAGAGUGGCCCAGGGCUGGGUCCGUAACCUCCCAGAGUCCGAGGAGCUGUAGCCCUAGCCUGAAGCUUCAGUUCCCCAGUCUUGGGGGCCUGGUAACAUCCGGAGCCAAGACUUGUGGACAGCACUUCACAGUUUAAGAAGGGCCUUCACACACAAAACCUGAUUGCAAAUGGCUUCAGAGGUCACAAAGUUCAGUAGUCCCAAAACAUGGGUGUGCUUCAAAAUUACCUGGGGAUGUUGUUCCAAAUACAGAUAACUGGACUGUCCCAGACUUGCAGCAUCAGAGUCUCCUGAGUCGAGGAAUCUGUAUUAUUAAUAGCAACCAGGGCCGGGUGUAGUGGCUCACGCCUGUAAUCCCAGCACUUUGGGAGGCCAAGGCAGGAAGAUCACCUGAGGUCAGGAGUUUGAGACCAGUCUGGCCAAAAUAGUAGAACCCCAUCACUACUAAAAAUACAAAAAUUAGUCAGACAUGGUGGUGCAUGCCUGUAAUCCCGCUACUUGGGAGGCUGGACAGGAGAAUCACUUGAACUAGGAGGCAGAGGUUGCAGUGAGCCGAGAUUGCACCACUGCAUUCCAGCCUGGACAACAGAGUGAGACUCCUUCUCGAAAGUAAAUAAAUAAAUAGCAACCAGUACUCCAGGUGAUUCCAGCAUAACUUAUCCAUGGUUUGUGUCAUUAGGAGUCCACAUCCACACCUCUGCUCUUUCCUGUUCCUGCAGUGUACACUCCCCCGGUGACAGGGUGCUCACUGGCACCCCAUCUUCCUGUGAAUAACUCAAAUAAUUAGAAAAUGUUCCUUUUACUGAGAUGCAGUUGGUCUUCAUAUAUUCAUGCUCUAAACACUUCCUAAGUGCUGACUGUGCACUAGACACUGCCAGGCCCGGGCCUCGAGGAGGAAAAGACAGUAGGGAAGACAGAUUUAUAGAGCAUGAAGUCACCAUAAUUUUCCCUAAAGCAUGCUUAUUGACAAUUGAGGAAAAAAGUGUUGUGGAGCAGAGGAAGGAGUCCCUCACCCUAGGUGUGAGAUGGGAUUCUGGAAGCUUCCUGAAGGAUUUGAGUGGGACCUUGUGGGAGGCGUGAGAGUCCAUGAAGAGAAGCAGGUGUGAGGGGGAGGGUAUUUCUGGAAAGUGGACAAGCAUGUGCAAAAAUAUGGAACGGAGCACAGGUGCAGGGUGUUCUGCAGAAGGGAGAAGGCUGUGCUAGAGGAGCCAGUGAGGGCCAGCAUGGGGUGGGCUUCACUAAGGAGAUGGGGAAGGUUUUAGUGAUGGGUCUUGCUGGGUGUUGUGUGGGGCGCAUAUUGGAGAAGGGUAAUGCCAGAAGCCAGGAAGCCUGCAAGGGAUGAGGCCAUGGGAAUGGAGAGAAGGGUCCACCCGCUGAGCACCUAACAGGACAGGUGCAAAGUGGGGUGCUUAUUAAGAUUCCUUCUUUCCACUGUCCAUUUUGAGCAGACUGCUUAAAAUGGUGGUGAUGAUGAUGAUGGCAGCUUUGUAUUGAGUGCCUCAGUGCUUGGGCUGGUAGUAGUUUCUCUACAUAUCUUAUUUCUAAUUCUCAGAACAACCCUGAGAGAAAGAUAUUGUUGUCCCCACUUUACAGAUGUGGAUAUUUAGGCCAAAAGGAGGAAGUGACUUGUCCAGGGGCAGAGACCAAAUGGGAAUCUGAUUCCAGUGGAUGUCUCUUUUCACUGCACUGGGUGGUCAAUGCCCACUCGCUCUGAAAUCAUCUGACUGUGAUGCCCUGCCUUGCAAUUUAGAAGUUGAGUGCAGGCUUGGGAGUCAGACUGGAUGGGGUAGGUUCUAACUCUGCCACUGCUAGCCGGAUGAACUUGAGCAAGUCAUUUCACAUCUCCGAGCCUCUAUUUCUCCAAGUGUAAGAUGAGGACAAGUAUAAAAGCUCCUUUAUGGGUUUGUUGUGAACACAGUGCAGGGCACGUUUAUAAUAAGAGCUAAGUCAAUGGUAGGUUUCAUGCAACUGCUGCUCUAGGCUGGAAAAGUUGUUCUUGCACUGGAUGCAGCAUGAGAAGCUGGCUGCUAAGAUGUCACUGGGGGUCAGUAAAGCUGAAGCCUGAAGGAAAGCCUCUCAUUGCUGUAGAGCUCUCCCUGCCUCUCUCUCUGGGGGCAAUGGGGAAGGUCAGGAGUCCAGCCCAUUCCCAGGGCUUGUGGGAUAGUGAUUGCAUUUUCCUUUUGCUCUGGAGUUUCACUCUCCUUCUGGGUCCCAAGGGCCCAAUGGCCUGACUUAGAAUUGCUUGCAAUUGGUGUUUUCUCUUGAAUUUGGGGGCUGCCAUUUAAAGUCAGGUUUCCAUGAGCUGAAGACCAGCCAUUCAAGAGUCUGAAAAGUAGACAAGAGGACUCCAAUUGCCUUGGGUUAGUUCUGCUGUGCUCUGGAAGGUAACUGCAGCCACCGGGUAUGAAAAGGAGCCUGGUGGGGAGACCACUGCACCCAAAACAAAUCCUUUCUUCUUCUGAGAAUGUGACUUUUUCUGGUGUUGUAAAAAAGAAAAAAAAAAGAAUGCUCAUUGUAAAAAUAAAAAAAAAAUAAUAAUAAGCAAGGAGUAAAAUGUGAAGUGUCUGCCCACAUAGUCCUCCCACAUACAUAUGUACACCUUCCUAUCUCUGCCAUUCCUACACACCAGAGGUAACCACUGAUGAGAAUUUGGUCCUUCUAGAAUUGUAGAAUUAUUUGAAUGGAUAAAUAUGUGCAUGUGUAUAUAGAUGCAUACCCACAUAGGCAUGUCUUUGUUUUAAUGGAAUCAUACUAUAUGGAUUGUUCUGUAUCAUGCUGCUUUAUUUAAGAAGUAAAAUUUGGUUCCUGAAAAAGCAAAUCACUCACCUUUCAUGUAAUUUGAGAUUACAUGGAAUAAAUUAUAAGAAAUCCUUCAUAUAGGCUGGGCGUGGUGGCUAACCCCUGUAAUCCCAGCACUUUGAGAGGCCAAGGUGGGCAGAUCACUUGAGGUCAGGAGUUCGAGACCAGCCUGGCUAACAUGGUGAAACCCCAUCUCUAGUAAAAAUACAAGAAUUAGCCAGGCAUGGUGGUGUGCGCCUGUAAUCCCAGCUACUCGGGAGGCUGAGGCAUGAGAAUCGCUUGAACCCAGGAGGCGGAGGUUGCAGUAAGCUGAGAUUGCACCACUGCACUCAGCCUGAGCGACAGAGCAGGACUCCAUCUAAAAAUAAAUAAAUAAAUAAAUAUGAAAAGAAAUCCUUCAUAUAAAAUUCUAUAUUUUUGCCUGUUUUUGUUCUUCCCAUAAAUUAAAUCAUACAGUGAUAUGGAAAUGAAAAGGACUAAGAAUAGCCAAAACGCGGAGAAACGUGGCAUUAGACAUAGCAACAACGAACUAUAGUUUCAUGCAACAAU